AUGGGCACCAAGUUCGUAAAGGCGCUAUACUGGGAGGGCGUGGCGGUGUUGGAUGUAGAAAGCGGCAUGACGACACUGCAAAUCAAUCACCGUGGUUCCCCCCCAUGCCCCCCCCCCCUCCCCUCGUGCCUGUUCCACUCUCCCCCACCAGGCGCCAUGGACACCAAGUUGCUAGAAGCACUGUACUGGGAGGGCGUGCCGGUGUUUGAUCUAGAGAGCGGCAUGACGACGGACGACCCGGGGUGGGGCACGCCUGUGUUUCAUGCCAUGGGGCGCGAGAAGGUGACUCUCAUCAACGUCUUCCUCUCGCUGGGCGUGCAGCUGCUCAUAUGCGACACCGACACUGUGUGGGUGCGGAACCCGCUCCCCUACAUGGCGCGCUACCCGCAAGCGGACGUGCUCACUUCAUCCGACCAUCUAGUGCGCUCAGUGGAUGAUGAGUCACUGGAGCACUGGGACCGGGCCCAGGGGGCGUACAACAUUGGCAUUCUCCACUUCCGCCCCACGGACCCGGCCAAGCGGUUCGCACGGGCGUGGGCGGAACAAUUAGCAGCAGACGCCAAGGUGUGGGACCAGAACGGAUUCAAUGACCUUAUGCGGCAAAAGCUCGGGCCCGAUGUGAACCCCAACGGCAAGGAUAAUGUGUUCUGGGCGUUUGAUGGCACGCUCAAGCUGGGAAUACUGCCCGUGUCGCUCUUCUGCUCGGGCCACACCUACUUUGUGCAGCACCUGUACCGCAAGGUGGGGCUAGAGCCCUAUGCCAUGCACGCCACCUUCCAGUUCGCCGGCACGGACGGCAAGCGGCAUCGGUUCCGAGAGGCCAUGGCGUUCAUCGACCCUCCCCAGUACUACGACCCGCCAGGUGGCGUGCUGUCAUUCGUGAACAACAUCCCGGAGGAGUUGCUGACAGGUGGCGCGCACUCCAUACAGACCCACUUCAACCUCGUCAACUACCAGCUGGUCAAUCUCAGAUCAGCACUCGCCAUAGCUACGAUACUCAACAGAACACUCGUCCUACCAGCCACGUGGGUGCGCUACGACCGCAUCUGGUUCCCACACCCUGGGAUUCUAGAUGGCACCGACACACCCCAGCCGUUCCUGUCCCCCGUGGAUCAUCUGGUGGAGGUGCAGCGCAUGCUGCCAGGCAAGCUGAAUGACGACGAGUUCGGCCCGGCUGUGCCCAUUCGAGAAUACUCCUUCCUCAACAACCCUCGCACACCGCAGGCACUGCUCAAGUCGAAGCUGGCAGUGCAACUGUGUGAUGAGGGCUCGCCCGACUGCCCCAGCACGCCAGACCCUCCCAGCACGCCAGGCCCUCCCACUGCCACUGACACGAUCCGAGUCAAGAAGAACACACGCCAGAACGAGCUCAAGGCAGUGCUAUCGCGGUACUCAGACACAAAGUGGAUUGAGUUUUCCUCCAUGGUCGACUCGUUUGGAGGGUGGGACGACAAGGUGAGCGCAAAGAGACAAGACAAGGUGAAGCGGGAAGACAAGGUAAACCGGGAAGACAAGGUAAAGCGGGAAGACAAGGAAGGCAAUGGAGAAGAAGUUCAGAUGGCGGCUGCGGCAGUACGUGGGCAUCUGGUGCUGUGUGAACGCACAGCCAGGUACGCUGGCCACCCAGGUAUGGCCACCAGCCAUGCCAUGCCAUGCCUGUCAUGCCGCGCGGUGUUGUGCUGUGGUGACCACCUCAUGGUGCUGUGCUGUGGUGACCACCUCAUGGUGCUGUGCUGUGGUGACCACCUCAUGGUGCUGUGCUGUGGUGACCACCUCAUGGUGCUGUGCUGUGGUGACCACCUCAUGGUGCUGUGCUGUGGUGACCACCUCAUGGUGCUGUGCUGUGGUGACCACCUCAUGGUGCUGUGCUGUGGUGACCACCUCAUGGUGCUGUGCUGUGGUGACCACCUCAUGGUGCUGUGCUGUGGUGACCACCUCAUGGUGCUGUGCUGUGGUGACCACCUCAUGGUGCUGUGCUGUGGUGACCACCUCAUGGUGCUGUGCUGUGGUGACCACCUCAUGGUGCUGUGCUGUGGUGACCACCUCAUGGUGCUGUGCUGUGGUGACCACCUCAUGGUGCUGUGCUGUGGUGACCACCUCAUGGUGCUGUGCUGUGGUGACCACCUCAUGGUGCUGUGCUGUGGUGACCACCUCAUGGUGCUGUGCUGUGGUGACCACCUCAUGGUGCUGUGCUGUGGUGACCACCUCAUGGUGCUGUGCUGUGGUGACCACCUCAUGGUGCUGUGCUGUGGUGACCACCUCAUGGUGCUGUGCUGUGGUGACCACCUCAUGGUGCUGUGCUGUGGUGACCACCUCAUGGUGCUGUGCUGUGGUGACCACCUCAUGGUGCUGUGCUGUGGUGACCACCUCAUGGUGCUGUGCUGUGGUGACCACCUCAUGGUGCUGUGCUGUGGUGACCACCUCAUGGUGCUGUGCAUGCACAUCAUGGGCUUGCUGGCCUUUCCUGCAUGCCAUGCCAUGCUGAUCUCCCGUGCAUGGCAUUCCGACUCGAAGCCAUGUGACUGUUGA
Closterium sp. Yama58-4 is the source of this 2529-nucleotide messenger RNA. NCBI's taxonomy places the organism in Eukaryota, Viridiplantae, Streptophyta, Zygnematophyceae, Desmidiales, Closteriaceae. The record is from the annotation of a GenBank genome assembly.